GGGCAUUUUAGCCAAUUAGCAACACAAGGCAUAUAAACCUGUCUAACAAAACAAACGAAACCCUAAGUCCUAACCUAUAUGAAACUCGGCGCCGCUCAGCCUCUCCUUCACUCUCUCCAUUUCCAACUGUUCCCUCCAAAUGACGAGCAAAAACUGAACCCUAGUCCUCCUCUCGAUCGGACUAAACCAUUGCCUCUCUCCCUCUUACUUCUUUUCGCCUAUCAAUCGACCCUCUUCUUCUCCCUACGUUCUAGUGAAUGAUGAGGAGCAAGGAAGGAGAGCAAAAGGACGGGGCAGGAAGAAGCGACAGUAGUGGACAUCGGCCAUGGCGAUCGACGGCGGCGAAGGUAAUAAGGUGGCACGACAGAGGCCUGGCAGUGACGGGGGGACGAGGAAAGGGCGAAGGAAGGAAAGAGGGUCAACAACGGCAGCUCUGAGCUUCUCCGGCGGCGACAAAGACAAGAUGAGUGAACUUUGUUUUGGAGAGAGGUCUGUUGAGGAAGGAAGAAGUAGAAGAGGAAGAAAGGAGUUGGCCGUGAAGUGUCCCCUGGCAGGAAGCUUGGGAAAGGAGAAGGGAAGAAGCUCGAAGUAGGAAGUCCCCUGUUUUUUUUGCUUUGUUUUCUGUGGUGUUCAUCUGUGUAAGAAGGGAAGGAAGUGGGAGGUUUUUGCAGAGUUUCUCUACUGUGUUUUUAUUUGAAAGAGAAGGGAAGAGAAGAAGUUGAAGAAGAACAAGGAGAAUCGAUCCCCUGAGAGGACGAAGAAGAACAACGAAAAGAAGUCCACCCCCUUUGUAAGUGCCCAAAGGGCUCUUUUUAUAGAAAGAGGAUGCUUAGGCAGCAAGCAAGCUACAGUACCCACUCUCGUCUGAUCGGGUUUGGGUCAUUGGUUGGACCAGGCCUGGCUGUGUGGUUUGACUUUCGUUGACUUUCAUUGACUGUUGAAUUUUUUGGUUGGGGUUUGACUUGGGCCUAAAUUCUUAUAUUGUACCAUUGUAAUUAGUGUAAUGUAAUAGCAAUUUAGCAUUGUAAUUAAUUGUAAUUCUUAUGUAUUGUAUUUAUCUUGAUAAAAUUGUUAUGACUUCUAUAUUAUUAUUUAGAAAUUGAGGCCCAAUUCUCAUAA
Molecule: messenger RNA, 1119 nt
Organism: Linum tenue
Lineage: Eukaryota; Viridiplantae; Streptophyta; Magnoliopsida; Malpighiales; Linaceae
Source: the annotation of a GenBank genome assembly